CGUCAUAUCCGGCUCAAACAGCGGCGCGCGGUAUGUUUUCACAGUAAACCACCAGCUCUCUUCUGUUAUGAAAAUAUGAAGACGACGUUCAGAAAACUUAUAGGAGCCUUUGUGUGAGAUUAUGUUUCCCAGCAGAGGACAACCUGCAUUCACGCCGUCUCUUGGACAGUAAUCCCCCUGCCCUCCUCCUCUGGUGACUGCUGUCAUCAUGUCCCAGACCAACACGACUCUGCUGGAUGAGGUGGUUCAGUGGAGUCAGGAAACCUGUCGCCAGAGGCUCAAGUCUGUCCUGCCAGAACUCACCUCUUUGCAUCAUAAAUCAGAGAGUUGGGAUGAUCAUAUACGUGUUUUGAAGAUAAUUACAGACAUGUUCCUCCCUCAUAUUGGCUUGUCAGAGCUUGAAGAUGAGUGCUUUUCCAAGAUCUUACCAAAGGCAGUGACGGUGUUUGACUGCAUGAUGAAAGAACUCUUGGACCAGGUUGGAGGACUGUCUAGUCAGAACACAGAGCUGUGUGCCUUACUAAGGAACAUUCUGCAGGCAAUGAUGCAGAUCAUUGAUGCACUAUCCUCUUGCGUGCGUCAUAUCGGAACAUUUGAGGAAGCUCCUUACCUAGAUGCAAUCCGCUCAUUACCAACAUGUAUCCUCAAAGUCCUGAAGGAAACCUUUCAUCAUUGCAAGGAGAGUGAGGUGGUCUACUGUGGCCGCCUGUCGCUGGUGGCUGAUUUACUACAGGGACUCUUUAAAGAGGCGUACUCCCUCCAGAAGGGUCUGUUGGAGCUGCUGGAUAGGGUCUCCCUUGACAGCAGCGCCUCAGAGGAAGAGGUCUCUUAUAUUGUUACAGUGAUUCACAGCCUACUGGACAUCUGCUCCAUCAUCUCAAACCUGGACAUAGCACUGCAUGCUAACACAUGGAAAUUCCUCAUCAAACAGAGUCUGAAGAACCAGUCGUUGGUUGAGGAACAUCUGCAUCACGGUGACAUCAGCAACAGCCUGUGUGACAACCUGUUAGCCUCCUUCCACAACUGUGUAGAGCUGGCUGAGCAGAUGAAACAUCCUGGGCAGCAGGAGUCAACUCAAAGUCCGGAGUACAAGCUGUUCCAGAAAAGUUCAAAGAUGUGUCGAUUUUUUGCCAACACUUUGGUUCAUUACCUCAAGGAAUUUAAGUUUUUUCUGACAAAGUUCUGCCACAGUUAUCACCAACUCUACCUCCAGAUCAUCAGUAAGUUCCCUCCCAGCUUGUGUGCUCCGACACUACUCUUGGCUCUGUCACAGGAGCUGAAUGCUGCAGCGCUUAUUCCCAUGGAUGCCCUCGUGCUCCAGCUGCUGCCAUUGAGGCCUUUCGCAGAAGUCGUCCUCCAGAAGGACCUGCGGUUAACUCCUGAACAUGAGCUUCCUCAUUGUCUUCUGCUUGUGAGUGUCCUGGGUCAGCUCAGCUCCCAGCCAGAGGAGGUCCUGAAGCUUUGGUACACUGGCAGCCAGUUCUCAGAAGAGACACCAAGGCUUCCUCUCUACCAGGCGAUGUUUGCUAGUUUCAGGCGGUGCUACGUAGAGCGACAGGUUCCAGUGCUGUUGCCGGGGGUGAUGAUGAAGGGUCAGGCCCAGGUCAACGUCACUCUGCACCAACAUCUCUGUGUGCAACUCUGUGCGAAUGUGGCUGCACUUCCUCCAGCAUACCUCCCUGUGCUGGAGCAAUGUUUGGUUGAUGCUUUACUUCAGGCCGACAUUCAGACAGCUCUUCUGGCAACCGAUGUGUGGUGCUUCACUGCACGGUAUGGGACAGCAGAACUUUGUCUUCAUCAUGUCAUCCUCAUUGCUCAACUGGUGAAAGCUUGCACCGAUGAGUGUCACCAGUCGUUCCACCUGGGCCUGCUGCUCAAACGCAUGGUUUUCCUCAUGACGCCAAACCACCAGAUGGAGCUGGUGACACGUUUCCCACCGUCUGAUCUUGAAAACCUCCCAGUGUGGCGACAUGUCCUCCUCCGAGCUCUCUCAAGUGACGCUCGUCACCGCGUAGAGACGGACAUCGUCGGCCUUACUCAAAAAGCUCUGAGUGACUGGCAGAGUGGAGGGUGCAAACUGGGACAAGUGAACAAAGUGAAUGUGGUGCUGUUAUCCCUCCUAGUGGUGGUUGGAGGGCAGUCAUCGCCUGAGGAGCAGUGUGUGUUGUCCACGACGAGGAUAAUCACACAGCUGUGGUUACGAAUGAGUCCAGAACAGGUGCAGACUCACCCUGUGCUCCAGUGUACUCUGCAGCUGCUCCUCUCAUUAUCAGCUGUUUUAGUGAAAAAUAUGGAACAUCAAGUCAUUCUCCAGGCUCUGUUGUGUGUCGAGACCGUGGUGUCUCAGAAGUGUGAAGAUCAGCUUCUGCUGGCUGUGCUGGAGUUUCUCGCCUCUCUCGGGAAGGUCCUUUUUCCUCCCGACAGUCAGAAUCAGAUUCUGCCGAGGCUAAGUAGUCUGUUUGGAGUCUUAUUGUCAGACAGAUCCUGGCUGCUACAUCAGCACGCCCUGGAGGCCUUUUCUCACUUUGCAGAGAUCACAAACCAUGAAGAAGUCAUUUCACAGAGUUUGUGUGAAGAAGAGACCAAGACGAAGGUUGUGAACUACCUGAGCAAGACUGUGGGCACACAGGAAAAUGUGGAGUCACGGCUGCAGAGGCUAAAGCUACAGACUGCUGUUAUUGAGCAACACAACGAGAGGCUGGAGAACAAGAAGAAGGAAGAAAGUUCUUCAAACAAAGAGGCUGCCCUGGCUGUGGCAGAUCCAGAACCAUGCCCAAAGAGAGCUCGGCAGGAGACCAGCACAGAGGAAGAGUACAGCCGCUACAUCCAGACAGCUGAGAGUGCUCUGAAAGCCCUUCAAGCUCUUAUCGAGGGGAAGGCCAACACAACUGAACCAUCUCCACAGUGGCUGGACUCAAGGCUGCAGGAGCUGCAGACCCUUAUAACGAACAUCAGAACAGCCAGACACACAGUCUAGCUGCUCCAGAUGUUUUGUCACUCAGGAAAAUGUUCUUCAUCAGUCUGGGGCUGUAGAAGACUUUUUUUUUUAACUUUCUGUUGUCAGUUAUGAUUAUUAUUAUUGUUUAUUAAACUUGUUUGAUAAAAGAAAA
Messenger RNA from Notolabrus celidotus (New Zealand spotty), 3110 nucleotides. It is a transcript of the gene firrm, whose product is annotated as chromosome 2 C1orf112 homolog. Bases 209 to 2977 code for a protein of 922 amino acids. Lineage: Eukaryota; Metazoa; Chordata; Actinopteri; Labriformes; Labridae. The transcript is spliced from 25 exons. The record is from RefSeq and is a predicted model, not a curated record.